AUUUACAACGGUAAGUGACACAUCUCGUUGUCCUCGAAAUUAAAAGUAUUUCGCUAUACGAUCAAUCUUCUUAUGUACGGUAAAUAAGUAAGCAGCACACGAUGCGGAUCGAGUUGAUAAUCGUGCAGGUCAUUCUAUCCGUGGUUACGGUGAAAUGCAGCAACAUUACUCCCGCCGUGUUCGGAAAUGUACUGGAUGGUAUGCCAGCUGCUUUCGGAGAUUUCAAUUCCGACGAAUUGACCGAUGUGUUCAUGCUGCGCAAAAACUGCACCACUGUUGAGAUCUUCCUUGCCGCCGAACAAGAACCUCUCUUGAGACCUAGCUCCAAUCUAAGUUGUACUUUUCAUCGUUUAGUCGUCAGUGUAGUACCAGGAGACUUUGACGGAGACGUGUUCAUGGAUGUUCUAGUAAUCACGUAUGAUGAGAAAACGAAAUUAUCAUUUGGAUAUAUAUUAUGGGGUGGAAACGGCCGGUUAAACUGCACCAACGAAGAAGAUCCGUUGAUAAUGAUGAAAGGUCAGCCAUUAGCUCUCGAUUAUAACAACGACAUGAUAAUAGACCUGUUCGGAUUGAACGAACAUUCCAAGAGAACUUUUUGGGUAUUCGAUCAAAGCCGAAACCGACCGAAAUCUAUAUCGAUAGACACAUUGCCAGAGGAAAGACCGCUGCCAUCGAUCAGUCAGCCUCACUCGAACGCUUAUCUUGACCUAAACAAUGAUUUCUUGGCUGAUCUGGUCGUCACCACGAACAAAAGCUUCGAAAUUUGGUUGGGUGCUAAGCCAGGAUUUCAUUUUGACCAUGAGAUAUGGUUUCCCUAUGAUAUUUCAUCGGACAAAAAUUUCAACGGUGUGCUUGGUCAAUCGCUUUACUUGGACAUCGAGUUGACUGGCAAAAUGGCAUUACUUUUACCAUUGUGUUUCGAUAUCGCAUGCACAAACAGCACGAUCAUGAUGCAUUCGGACGCAUGGUAUAAUUUACAAGUAAAUUUCAGAGAUGGAGAUAAUGUUUUAUGGGGCUUUGUGAUACCUGAUGGACACCGAUACACCGAUACUAUAACUUUGCGUGGUGGUGAUUUCAAUAUGGACGGUUAUCCAGAUCUGUUAGCCACACUGAGAUCGACCAGCGGCAAGCAAAUACGAUCCUAUCUAUUAGAGAACGUUGCAUGCGAUUCGUGCGUCGGUUAUACUCGAAAAUUUGAAAUUAAGUGGCAAGCGUUAAAUCCAUUUUACAACGAGACCACAAUGGCGGUGUUCUAUGAUUUUUAUCAAGAUGGCAUCUUAGAUGUGAUCUUGGUGCAGAUGGACAAAAGUAUCAAUAGAUAUUAUACAGCAGCGUUCAAGAAUAGUUUAGAUUACGAUGCAAACUUUGUCAAAGUGAUGGUACUCACUGGUCGCAAUAACAGCAUGUAUCCGAUUUCUCCAGGCUCACUUGGCAAGAAAAAGAGAACUUACGGAACGAAUCUUCCUGGUCCAUCUAUAGCUUAUCGAACCACCACACAAGAUGGCAGCCCGCGAAACGCAAUUGCAGCUCAGCUGCCACAAAGCGCACACUUCUCCUUGAAUUUACCAUACACGACUUUUGGUUUGGGUAGGACGCCCAACUUUGUUGACGCUCUCACAAUCGGAGUUGGUGGCAAAUGUCGGGAAUGGCCGCAAAUCAUCCCUAAUUCUCAAAUGGUAAUGAUUCCGAAUCCGAUUGAUGAACCAUGGCGGUGGAAAGCUCAGCUGUUCGUAACUCCUAGCAAGUUAAUUUUACUCAGUGCAGCAGCAUUGACUGGCACUUGCGGUUUAAUAUCCUUCAUUAUUGUCGCUCUUUAUUGGAAAGAGCGAAGAGAGGAUAAAAUCGAGAGACUUCAAGAAGCACAUAGAUUUCAUUUUGACGCGAUGUAAAGGUUCGAUUAAGAAUCCAUUGAAUAUCUUUAAGAAAUGUAUUUAAUAGCUCUAUAAGUUAUUUCGUAAUCGAUAAAUAAAUAGAUAAAUCAAUAAAUUAAUAAAUGUACAAACAUCUACAAAUAAAUGAGCAAAUGAAGACAUUGAAGUACAUACACGAUUGGACGCGAUGUAUCGCCAUAUGCAAUACACGUAUGUAAUUCGAAGAAACUUUGGCGAUAUUUUGUACAAUAAGUUUCUGAAAUAUAUCGCGCACUCCGCUAGUUUCACAUAAAAAGUUGUCACCGUCGUCACUAAUAAA
Eufriesea mexicana is the source of this 2190-nucleotide messenger RNA. Its product is annotated as T-cell immunomodulatory protein. Gene Ontology annotation, cellular component: plasma membrane. The record is from RefSeq and is a predicted model, not a curated record. NCBI's taxonomy places the organism in Eukaryota, Metazoa, Arthropoda, Insecta, Hymenoptera, Apidae. The coding region runs from base 102 to 1889 and encodes 595 amino acids. The transcript is spliced from 3 exons.